Molecule: messenger RNA, 1680 nt
Organism: Ochotona princeps (American pika)
Lineage: Eukaryota; Metazoa; Chordata; Mammalia; Lagomorpha; Ochotonidae
Gene: GPR52
Product: G protein-coupled receptor 52
Exons: 1
Coding region: 299-1384 (361 amino acids)
Biological process (GO): G protein-coupled receptor signaling pathway
Cellular component (GO): membrane
Molecular function (GO): G protein-coupled receptor activity
Source: RefSeq, a predicted model, not a curated record
UUAGAAGUCCUUAUAUCUACACUGAGUUGUUUGAGAACCCUGGAGGAAGCUAAUCAGUGACCUCUUUUCACCUCCUUUCUAGCUAACAUCCCUCCUCUCCCCCAGAGCUGAGGUGUGUCACUGCUGAACUGAGUCUGAGGACGAGACUUGAGCGCUCCCUGGGACACUCAGCCCUCACAGAAGCUCUGAGGCUGUCUGCCGACGGGUUCUGCCACAGCUCGGGUGCAGAGCGUACCAGAUGCUAGGCAGGGCACUUGCUUGUCCUAGCCCAGGCCGCAGGUUCUUUUGAUUUCAAGCCAUGAAUGAGUCCAAGUGGAUGGAAUGGAGGACCCUGAACCUGAGCACUGGCCUCGUGAACGUGUCCGAGCAUCACUCGUGCCCACUUGGAUUUGGCUACUACGGCACGGUGGAUGUCUGCAUCUUUGAGACCAUUGUUAUUGUCUUGCUGACAUUUCUCAUCAUUGCUGGAAAUCUAACAGUCAUCUUUGUCUUUCAUUGUGCUCCCCUCUUACAUCAUUAUACUACCAGCUAUUUCAUACAGACAAUGGCCUAUGCUGACCUCUUCGUUGGAGUGAGCUGCUUGGUUCCUACUCUCUCCCUCCUGCACUACUCCACAGGUGUCCACGAGUCACUGACUUGCCAGGUUUUUGGAUAUAUCAUUUCAGUCUUGAAAAGUGUUUCUAUGGCAUGUCUUGCUUGCAUCAGUGUGGAUCGCUAUCUUGCAAUCACCAAGCCUCUUUCCUACAAUCAACUGGUCACCCCUUGUCGCCUGAGAGUUUGCAUCGUUUUGAUCUGGAUCUACUCCUGCCUAAUUUUCUUACCUUCCUUUUUUGGCUGGGGGAAACCUGGUUUCCAUGGUGACAUUUUCGAGUGGUGUGCCACGUCUUGGCUCACUAGUGCCUAUUUUACCGGCUUUAUUGUUUGUUUACUCUAUGCUCCUGCUGCCUUUGUUGUCUGCUUCACUUACUUCCACAUAUUCAGAAUUUGCCGGCAGCACACCAAAGAGAUAAACGACCGAAGAGCUCGAUUCCCUAGCCACAAGGUCGAUGCUUCCAGAGAAACUGGACACAGCCCUGACCGUCGUUAUGCCAUGGUUUUAUUUAGGAUAACCAGUGUAUUUUACAUGCUGUGGCUCCCCUAUAUCAUUUACUUUCUUCUAGAAAGCUCCCGAGUCUUAGACAAUCCAACAGUGUCCUUCCUGACAACCUGGCUUGCUAUAAGUAACAGCUUUUGUAACUGUGUGAUCUAUAGCCUCUCUAACAGCGUUUUCCGGCUCGGCCUCCGAAGACUGUCCGAGACAAUGUGCACGUCUUGUCUCUGUGUCAAAGACCGGGAAGUGCAAGACCCCAAGCCCAGGAAACGGGCUAAUUCCUGCUCCAUUUGAAGAGAACUAAUCAGUAAAUCCAGUGCAAUGUGUAGCGUGACCAUAGUCUUGGGUUGUAUUCUUGAUUCCUCUGGAAAUUUGCCACCUGAGAAAUAUUUACUUGAAUAGUUGACUGUGAAAUGAAGGAUGCAACUAAGGUUUCUUUUUGUCCCCUUUCAUGGAAAAAAAAACUGAAAAAAAAAGACUGUAUAGAGGACAAUCUAAUGAGAAUUAUAGUGUGUGAGUGUAAAUGUACAGUAUUAAGAAAAAUUAAGCACUGAAGAACGUGUCUCGGUUCUUGUAACAGGAUGCAAGCC